Molecule: messenger RNA, 648 nt
Organism: Saccharomycopsis crataegensis
Lineage: Eukaryota; Fungi; Ascomycota; Saccharomycetes; Ascoideales; Saccharomycopsidaceae
Gene: ILM1
Product: Ilm1p
Exons: 1
Coding region: 1-648 (215 amino acids)
Source: RefSeq, a predicted model, not a curated record
AUGGCGUUUGUUAGUUCGGUAACUCUUUCGUACUGGCGUUGUGCCUUCUUGUUGACGAUUGCCUUCUUGUUGAUCAAAAGCCCGGAAACCAUCAUCUACAACACAUAUAUACUAUUCUUUGCCCAUGUCUUUAACAAUGUGGUCGCUGACACUUUAGCGGAAACAAAGAAUCUACCAGUGGUCGGGAUAAUUGGCUCGCUACUCGCUCUCAAUGCGCUCUCUGAUCUCGUGGCGAUCUUUUCUAUUUCAAACCUUUUCAGCAGACCGCCAAUUCUUGAUGCCAAAAACAUGAGAGAUAUUCAUGAAAAUGAAAUUGCGAAAUCGAGAGUCGACAACAAGGAAUUGUAUUUCACUUAUUUCGAAAACUUGGUCCCUCUUAGAUUGCUUUUCUUCUUUGCCUUGACCGGGUACAGUUAUAUUUCAGAAAAUCCUCUAGUGGCCAAUAAUUUAGUGAGUACCUAUGGAUUCAUUGAAAUUUGGUUCAACUUUGUCAUUUUCAAUAAUUUGAGGGAGGAAAAGGUGAAAAGAUACAAGUCCGGGUAUUUCAACAUGAAUGACAUGCUUGACCGUGACGAUGAUUAUUCAGAUGAGGAUGAAGUAGAUGAAACUGCUGAACAAGAAGUGGAAGAAGAAGCACAAGAACAGUGA